GGACAAACAUAAAUAAAAUAGUUUAUGUGAGGAAACAGAGAGGAAGAGCCAAAGAAAAGGAAGGGAGAGAGAUUGACUUGACUUUGUGGACAAGGCUACCAAAACACUAAACUCACCGGCGAAGAAACCUCUCCUCCGAUCAUGGCGGAGUCUCCUCCAAAAAUGGAGGAUGCAGGACAGCGUCAAGAUGAAAAGGAUGAGAAGUUGUAUAAAGAGAUAGUGGAAGUUCUGGGAAAAGAUGGCCCUCAGAGAGUUUUGCUAGCCGGUGAAGCUGGGAUCGGGAAGACUAGGCUGGCCAAGAUGGUAGGGAAGCAUGCCACUGUUACUGGCAGUUGUUUCCUGACCAUCUUCUUGCAUCUUGACAGAAAGUUCGAUGAUGAAUUGUCGCUUUACGAGAACAUAGCUUCCCAGUUGUGUCUCUACUCUGAUUUUGAAGAGACUGAAGUGGAUGACAGAGAUGAAGAUGAGGAGGAAGAGAAGAAGCCGGAAACUUUGUUGGCUGAUUUGAAGAAGAUGAUAACUGAGGAAAUACAAAGUAAGGCAAAAGAGGUAGCUGAGAAAAAAGCAAAACAGGUGGUGGAGAAAAAAGCAAAAGAGUUGGCUGAGAAAACAAAGGAUAAGACUGCUAAAAAUGUGAAGAAGCCACCAGCUGACGGUAAGGAGAAGACACCUGAUGAUGAAGGAGAGAAGAAACCUACCCCACCUCCGUAUCUUCUAUUGAUUCUUGAUGAUGAAGGAAACAAGACCAGUGAAGACAAGGUGAUGGAGGAACUGAAACUUGACCUGUUUCUUAGACAACAAAAGUUUCUUAAGGAUGAUAAGAAUCGUCUCAAGAUUCUUAUUACAAAAAGAAAAGAAGAGGAGGAGGAGGAGGGUGUGAAAGAGGAUACAAAGAGUGAGCAGGAGGACAGCGAACAUAAGUCUGAUGAUGAAAUCAAAUCACAGGACAGCGAACAUAAGUCUGAUGAUGAAAUCAAAUCACAGGACAGCGAUAAUGCGAGCAAAGCUGAGCCCCAAGACCCCAACAACGCACCGGUUUUAGAGCCUGAUGUGAAAGGUGUGCCUUCUACUGGAGAUGAGUUCCAGACCACGGAUAAGUCAGAGUCUCUACUUAAGUCAAUCAAUGAGCCUAACCUGAAGGAUCUAUUUGCGUCUCUUAUGAAGGAUUGGAAAACUUACGAGAAUUUUAUAGAUGACAUAGUGGCAAAGAGCAAGAACUCGCCAGCUGCAGUCUUCGUGCUAGCCAAGUCCCUAAAGCGGAUCACUCCUACUACUACUAAUAAAGAAGAAGAAAAGAAACUAAAACUAAAGAUAGAGAAAAAGAUAGACGAGGUUCUCUCAGCUGCUCGUCCAGGUUCUUGUGAGAAUCCACUCUUGCGUCUUGCAUAUGAGCUGUUGGAAAUCGGUUAUCCGAUGAAGGAAGCCAUCUUGGAUUGCUUUUGGCAUAGCUUGGACUUCUUCGAGCACUGCGGCAGUGUUUACUACCGUGACCUCAUCACACAGUGGAUACUCGAAGGCUACUUCGAUCCCGUUAGGUCCGUCGAAAAAGCCUACCAAGACGGUCAUUCAAUCUUGAUGGAGCUUAUAAACCGAGGAAUGCUGAAGAUACAGGAGAACAACGUUGUGGUACCAGAGAGGGCCAUGAGCACUUUAAUCGAUCCUCGACGCCGUGGGCUUAUUGGAAGAUCAAGACUUAGAUUCUCUAGAGUCUAUUGCGGUGACAAGAGAAAAGGUAUAGGGAAAAUCACUCAGAUAGAUGAUAUGAUUAAAACUGUGCAAGCAAAGAAAGGUGACAAGGUCUCCACGGUGCUGGUUAGUGGAGACCGUCUGCGCCGUGAAACUCCCGUUAAGUAUUUCAAGAAGCUGAGUGAUCUUGAAGUACUUGGUCUGUUCGAACCCACACUGGAACCUUUUGUCACUGCUUUCGCUAAUCUUCAAGGACUAAGGGUUCUUGUAGUCAGGGACUGUGAUCUACUGACGGAUAUUGAGGAGCUCAAGGCUCUUCGUGAACUACAUGCUCUUGAAGUCUCUGGCGCCAGCUCCUUGAAGAAAAUAUCCGAUGGAUUCUUCAAGGCAUUGUCUAAACUUCAAAGUCUUCACCUCUCUGGACUUCAGAUCACAACUUCCCCUUCCAGCAUUUCUGAACUGACAGAACUUCACUGCCUCAUCAUCAAAGACUGUCCUUUACUGGAAGAUUUGCCAGACAUACAAGAACUCGUAAAGCUCGAGGUUGUUGAUAUAUCCGGUGCUCAUGGGCUGCAGACGUGUUUCGACAACACGAAAGGAGAGAAGAAGAACAAAAGCAAGAACAAAAACUUCUAUCACCUCACAAGACUUCAGCUCCUUGACUUCUCCGGGAGCCAAAUAGAGCGACUACCGAUAUUCCAGGACUCUGCCGUAGGGGACAAGCUUCACUCCGUUAAGCGGCUCUUGUUGCGUGAUUGUAGCAAAUUGAGAAGGUUGCCUAGUUUGAAGCCCUUGUCAGGUCUGCAGAUUCUUGAUCUUUCUGGCACUACCAGCUUAGUGGAGAUGCUUGAAGUGUGCUUUGAAGAUAAGAAGGAACUCUUAUCUCUUAAUCUCUCUGGCACUAAUCUUAGCGAGUUGGCCGCCACCAUCGAGGAGCUGACCAAUCUUAACAAACUCCUCAUGAAGGAUUGCAAAAACAUAGAAGUUAUCCCGAACAUCCAAAAACUCACAAACCUCGAGGUCAUUGAUGUUUCUGGAUGUGAAAAGCUGCAUACGAUUGAGGGAUCAUUUGAGGACAUGUCUUACCUAUGUGAAGUUAAUCUCUCUGGAACCAAAGUGGAGACACCAGAGUUGCCAAAGAAGACUGAGAUCCAUUGUCUAAAGCGUAUUACUCUGGCAGAUGGAAGUCGUUUUGAAGGUGAGGAAUGGAGCAAAAUAAAGGAAGAAAUUGAAAGUAAGAGAUCUGACGAGGCCAUCUCCUCGGAAGCAGUUGUUGAACCUAAAGAAAUCUCAGAAGAAAUAGGAGAGGAGACUCAGCCAAAGGAAGCUCCAGCCAGUGAUAGUGUUGAGAAGGAAGAUGUCACCAAGGAACGUCUUUGCCAUGUGCCCAUUGAGAAGGAUAUAUACAAGACCAUACUAUCAGGUUUUGAUUCUGCAAGUAAGCAGGAAGUCAUGAAGAUCCAUGAAUCUAAAGGGGAAGCCUCAGCCAAUACUGACUUUGUGUCACUUGUGGACAUUGACUCAACAAGGCUCAAAUCUUUCUUCAGCGAGAACAAAUCAGUGAAGGAUUGCUCGCUGCGGAUGUGCAGGGAUAUAGACAACCUUUUCUAUGAAGUGGAUGGAGAAAGUUUGGGAUCAGUGGAGACAUUGUCGAUUUCAAACUUUCCAUUGUUGGAGACUAUCUGCUGGGGUGAAAACUUCAAGAAUCUGAAGAAGCUAAGCAUAGAUUGCUGCCCGAAAAUCAAAACGCUUUUCCCGGAGGCAUCACAGAUGCCUAACAGCCUAAAAGAGCUGAACAUAAAGUAUUGUGAGAACAUGGAGACAGUUGUUGAAGGAGUCGAGCUCUCAAGUCUCACUAAUUUGAGAUCGCAAGUAAAGAAAUGCCCAAAGUUGGAGGAAACUCCAGAGGACUCGGUCGAAGGUCAUUGAGUCGUCUUACACAAAAUCUAGUCUCUUCUGAGGUUCAUCUGAGCAUUUUACACUGCGUGUAUUUGCAGGACUGGGUUAUGGUAGAUCACCCUUGAAGUAUCAUUACAAGGUUGAAGAUGGAGCAACAAGAUCUACUUACUUUGCACUAAGCAUCUGAAUGGUUGCAUGUAAUGAUUUACCUACCUUUUUUUUUCUGCGUGUGUUUCUCAACUGUUGCGUGUUAAAUAACGACCGGCUUGAAACAUCAUAUUUACCGGCUUGCUUUCUUCUGUUUAUGUUGUAAGAUAUUUUCUGCAGUAAAACCCCAUGCAUGUGUGUUGUGUUCUUGUCUGGGUGAACAAGGACCUUUGCUUUGAUUGUUUUCCUUUCUAAGAGAUUAUAAUGAUAUUCCUGUUUGAAAGACAA
Messenger RNA from Raphanus sativus (radish), 4020 nucleotides. Its product is annotated as probable disease resistance protein At5g45510. The record is from RefSeq and is a predicted model, not a curated record. Bases 142 to 3615 code for a protein of 1157 amino acids. The transcript is spliced from 3 exons. Lineage: Eukaryota; Viridiplantae; Streptophyta; Magnoliopsida; Brassicales; Brassicaceae.